UUUUGUAUCGAAUAAACUGUUAGAGGUGACCUUGGUGAGUCACUCGGUUUGUGCUUUAUAUUGCAUUUGUGUACUUAAACAUGACGCCGACCUUCAAUUCCUUUAUUUAUAUUUUUGUUUUAAUUAUUUCGAGAUGUUCUAGUCAAAGUGUGUCACUCAUUGGAUCUCGAUUUGUGUCAAAUAACUCAACUUAUAAAGCAUAUCUGCUUACAAAUGGCUUGAGUGAUGACUCAUUGGUUCAUGUUGGAUUUGGACCUAAAGGUGGAGAUUUAAUGAUUGUUAAGGAUGUUGAUCAAAGUCCAUUGAAAGAGUUGAGUUUUGAUGUUCCAUCAGAUGACAUCACUGACUAUGAGCUAAGCAUAUCAUCAAAGCUUAAAAGUACGUGCCGGGAGCAGUCAGUAAAUCUUUUUAAGACAUCAAAUAAUCCAAUUAUUUUCAUACAAUUCAGCAAGCCAAUUUACAAAACGAGUGAAAUAUUUAACUUUAAAAUUUUCAUUUUAUCACAAAAGCUGCUUCCAAUGUCAAAGUUUAGAGGCAUGAAUGUCAAAAUAGUCAAUCCAAGAGGUGUUGUUUGGAGUCACGAUAAAGUUGCAGAAGUAUCAAAAUAUGGAAUUUAUGAAAAUUCAAUGAAACUUUGGGACAUUCCUAAUUUUGGAGAAAAUGAUUUAGGAAUUUGGACGAUCAAUGUUGAAGACGAUGGCAAAAAGGCAUCAAAGUCAUUUGAGGUUCAGUAUAUAAGCAAAGAUGACACUGAAGUUUUCGUCCAAGUUCCAUCAGAAAUCGCAUUUGAAGAUCGCAGAAUUUAUGUCAAUAUUUUCACAAAAGAUCCAAAAAAUCGAUUUGCUGCAAUCUUUUUGACAGCAAAGUUUGUGAAUUCAUCACGUAUUGAAAUUGACAAGCAUAUAAAAAGUGAAUAUCUAACAGACACUAAGACUGUGAUCACGCUUGACUUUAAACAAGAUUUUGGAAUUAAUUUUCCAUCAAGUGACAUGAUUCUGACAUUAAGAGUCGACAUCGUGCAGGACAAGAAGACAACAACAAUCAUAAAAGAUGUCAAAAUGAAGCAGAAAGAAAGGCACAAAAUUCAAAUUGUCAGAAAAAAAUAUUUCAAGCCAGGAUUUAAGUUUUUAAUGAAAAUUCGAGUAAAGCUGCUCGAUGGAAAGUCAGACAACUCACUUAAUCAGCUAUCAACAACAAUCAAGUAUUUAUCAAGUAAAAAUGGACCUGCUGAAGAGAAGAGCUUCCAAACAAAUUUAAAAAAUGGAGAUGCUGUUCAUGUUCUGCAGCCUAAAGCUAAAACUUCAAGAAUCAUAGUUCAACUAAAGUUCGCAGACACAGAACUUGUAGAGGAAAUUGACAAGUUACCAGGAGUUGAGGAGUAUCUGCAAGUUUCUGUGCUUAGUAAAAGCACAAAAGUUGGGUCAACAGUUCAAAUGAAAGCUCAAACUACAGAAGAAAUGGAGCAGCUUAAUGUGCUUAUUUUUGGCACCAAAGGUAUCGUCCAUACCAAAACAUUUCAUGAUGCAAUUGGUAAAGAUGUUUUUGAGUUUCCAUUGGAACUGACGGAUGAGAUGAGACCGGAAGCACGUGGACUUGUCUUUUACACGAGAGCUUCUGAUGGUGCGAUUGUUUAUGAUGAAUUCUCUUUAAGUAUUGGAUUUUCUGUUAACAAUUCUCUUGACAUCUCAGCACCAGAAGCAGCUGAACCUAAUCAAAUGAUGAACAUCGAAGUUAAAACUGAAAAAGAUUCUCAAGUCUUUCUUGUAGCUGUUGACGCAAAUUCAGAGCUUUAUAAUGGAGAUAGUGGAGUCUCUAGGCUCUCAAUUUACAACGAGAUUGCAUAUCAUUUAAACAGAAAGUUCUCAAAUCCUUCAAACUAUCAAUUUGAGAAGCUUAAUGGCUUCAUCUUGGAACCUCUUAAAAAUGGACAAAAUUGCAAUUCUGGUCAAAUUAAGGAAGACAAAGAAUUGCUAGAAAUUCAAUCAUCUGAUCCCUCAUCACAAAAGUACUUCCCAGACACAAUACCUGAACUAAGUUUCAUAGCAUCAAGUGAAGUUCAAACAGUCCAAAUGAAAAUGCCAGACAGUACAACAAAAUGGAAGAUUUAUGGAAUCUCAGUACAUCCAACAAAAGGUUUUACAGUCUCAAAGACAAAUCUUGAAAUUUCUGUCAAGGAAUCAGUCAAAAGUGGCGUUCAAAUAGAAAUCGACAGUCCAUCGACCAUCAAACAAGAUGAAACUUACAGAAUACAAAUUAUUACCAAAAAUUUGCAGCCAUCAUACUUAACUGGAAUCGUUACUUUGAAUAUUGAGGAUGGAACUAUUUUUGAAUUAAAAUCAGAAUGGAACAAUAAAUGCCUCAAAUAUCUGCCUAGAAAAGCUCCGCUGACUUACAAUGUUCAAUUUACACCACAAAACAGUUUUAAUGGACAAAAUUUCGGCAUCUCAGCUAAAAGUGAUAAGCCAGUCAAAAUAACAGCCAAAUUUGAAUCAAUCAAAGGCAAAUCUGAAGCAGCUUCAGAAGUUCUAGUUGAAGCACUAGAAAAAUUAAAGACUGAAGCUGUAAAGUCUAAUUUAAUUGAAUUAAAUCAAAAGUAUCCAAAUUUUAAAUUGGAACUGCCAAGCAAUGCUAAAUCAGUCAAAACAUUUGUGGAUGUUCAUGGGAAUUUACUUGGACCAGCAUUGGAUGGACUUGAAAAGAUGUUUGGAAGACAAAUGUUCCUGGAUGAAGAGAAGGUCCUCAAGUUCCAAACAGCAAUAAUAAACUUUAAAUUCCUAGACUCAAUUGGUCAAUCCAACCAUGAUAAAGCUAAAGCAGCUAAAAUUGAAAUAUUUGAAGGCGGGAAGGAAGCUGUCAACAUUCUCAGAAACAUAUCAAAAGACAAGACAAGGCUUUGGUUCAGUGCAUCCAUAAUUGGAAUUUUAAAGGACGCUGAUGGCUUGUUUCUAGCUGAUCAAAAGCUAAUUGCUGAUUCAUUAAACUUUAUUGCUACUCAGCAAUUAGGCAAGCAAUACAAGAAUGCAGGAAGUUUUGCCUACUAUCAAGACACUGAUGAUCAUAAGGAUAUUGGUGCUGGAAUGCGUGAAUAUAUCCAAAAUGCCUUAAUUAUCUCAACAUUCUCAAAAGACAACAACACUAUGCAGCAAUACAAAGACUACAUCCUGAACUCAUUGAAUUAUUUAUACUCAAAAAAUAGAGAAUUUAGAGGAGAUCUUGUAAAUGUCAUCAUGGCUUACACAUUUGCACAAUUUGGUAGCAAACAACAUGUUGCUGAAUUUAUUAAAAAACUCAAUCAUGGAUAUGCGACUCCAAAUGCUCAAGCUCUCAAAAAGCAUCACUCGAUGUAUGUUGAAGUCAUUUCCUACCUGAUUCUUACAAAAAUUCUCAUCAAUGAAGAUCCUCGAGUUGAAGUCGAAAGGCUGCUUGCAUAUCGAAAAGUCAAUGGACAAUUUUACUCUCCAUAUGAUACAACUUUAGCCUUUAAGGCUCUAUUUGAGUACUCAAAGUAUAAAAAUAGUGGAAAAAGUUUUGUAUUUGAAAUUGAUGGGCAGCUAAAUAUGAUUGGACAGCUUGAAACUAAAACAUUUGGUCCAUUUUCAGAUCCAAGACAUGAACUGAUUAUUACGACUCAAGGUUUAGGAUAUGCAACUGUUCAUCAAGAGUUUGAUGACAACAAAGCACAAAAUAAGCUAAUUUCAACGCUCAGCACAGCUGUAAAAAAGACUGGCAAAAAUGACGACCAAGAAAUCAGUUUUUCCUUUAAAUAUUCACCAUUUGAUCAAACUUUAAACAGCAAUUUGUUGGUUCUUGAUGUUGAAGUUCCAAAAGGAUAUAAAGCAGUAUUUGGCAAGCAAUUACAGGACAUUGAAUUUAGGGACAAUGGAUCAACUGUUGUCUUUUACUUACGCAAUAUUAAGAAGAACAUCCAAUACAGUAGCACAAUGACAGUAACAAGGAACAAAAAUGAACCAGAGCAUCACAACCAAUUUAAGAUUAAACUUUAUGAUUAUUAUCGUCCAAAUAUGAUUGAUAUUGAUUUACUUUGCAUAUAAAGCUUUAAUAUAGAAUGACAAACUUGAAAAUUCAGAGCUCAAAGAAGAAUUGAUUGUUUUUUGAUUCGACUAUGAAUCGUCAGGAGUACAACUAAGUCGACAUUAGUCUAUUCAACCUAAACCUAAUCGAUUCUUAUUUAGUCUACAACAACUUAGUUUACUACAACUUAGUCGAUUUCAAACUAAUUGAUACUCAUCUGGUGGACGCUUAACUUUGCCUUGUUCAACUUAAUGUACUCCAACUUAGUCGACUCAAACCUAGUCGACUUCAACCUAGUCGAUUCAAACCUAGUCGACUCCAAUCUAGUCGAUUCAAACCUAGUCGAUUCAAACCUAGUCGACUCCAAUCUAGUCGAUUCAAACCUAGUCGACUCCAUUCUAGUCGAUUCAAACCUAGUCGACUCAAACCUAGUCGAUUCAAACCUAGUCGACUUCAACCUAGUCGAUUCAAACCUUGUCGACUCUAACCUAGUCGAUUCAAACCUAGUCGACUCCAAUCUAGUUUACUACAUCUAAGUCUCCUCCAGCCUAGUCGAUUAAAACCUAGUUUUUUAAUCGUGUGGACCAAAACUUGAUCUAGUUCAUCCUAUUCAACUUUUACUUUAUCGAUUUCAAGUUCAUCAACUAAAAUUAAGUCUGCUACAACUUAGUUUACUCUAACGGAGUCGUGCCGAAAAAUUCGCCCCUAAGUCGUCCCUGCGUAGGAUUUCAUCUCGAUUAACCGACUUGUUUUAUUCGGGUUUAUCUGUUUCAACCUAGUCGACUAUAGCUAAGUCAACCUCAAACUCUGUUUAAAAUCAAUUAAUUAUUUUUUAAUAAAAACCAACUUAAUUUAUUACAAAUGAAUAAUAUUCGAAACAUAAUCUAUUCUUUUAUUCAAGCAUAGCCACAUUAUCAUAUCAACAUUAUUUUUUCAGUUUAAUGCUUCAUGCAUUGAUGUUACCAUCUGAGAAAUUGGUUCUUGAUUCUUUUUUUCAGUUUGAAGGAUGUCAUCCGUGUUCUUCUCUAGACCGUCAAUAGCUCCACUUUUUUCUGAGGUUUGAUCAUUGUUACUGCUAACUGAGCUGCUCUCUUCUUGAUGUUCGUUCUUCACACUUGUUGAUGCAUCGCUAUCUUCUUCUUGAAUUGACUUUGUUGACGCAUCAGAUUGUGUUAUUGAUGUCUGUGUGACUUCAUCGUGAUUGUCAUCUGCUGUAUCAUCUUUAUGCUCUAAGGCAUUGUUUUCAUUGUUGUCAUCUGUUUCUGAGUUUUCAUCAUUUUUAUCAUGUUCAGGGUCUUUAGAUGUAGAUUCAAUGUCUGUUGGUUCACUGGUAACAUCUUUGGGUAACUCUUGUUCAGGAUCAACAUCUUCAUUUAUAGUUUGAGUGCUAUUUGUUGUGGUUGCUUCAUAAUCAAUCUUCUGCUCUGAUUCCUUGUCGUGUUCAUGCUGAUUAAUCAGAGAAUCUUGUGUUGAAUUCUCCUGCUGUACUUUACUUUCAAGUUCGCUGUCUUGAAGUUCCUUAGCUGAUUUUUCGUUUUCUGCAAUUUUUUGAAUUUCUUCUGCAGCUUCUUGUGCUUUUGAUGCUGCAUCUUUUGCUUCUUUAUUUGAACUUUCAGCUUUAUCUGCUCCUUGUUCUGCCUUGUCUGCUGCUUCGUUUGCUAGAUCUAAUAGAUUUUGAAGAUGACUAAGAUCUUCAUCGUAAUAUGAACUUUCGAUAGACUUUUUGUUAUUCAAAGCGAUUACUAAGCUAUCAAGUGUAUUAAUUGCUGCUUGAUAUGUUUGUUCUGUUGCAGUUUUUGCUGUCAUCGCUAAGUUUAUGAUUCUUUUAAAGACUUCUUCAGCAUCGGUCUUGUUUUGGAGUAACUUGUAGGUAGCUUCAGCUGAAGCUUGAACUUCUUUUAGUGCAUUUUCUUCAUUGAUUGCACUUAAAGCUUCUUUCGAUGCUUUAGUAAAUGCAUUUGCAGCUUUAAUGACUGAAUCACUAGCUUGUAGACUUAAUGCAGCUAUUUCUUGUAGCUUUGUGACGUCAUUUUUGUACUUAAUAGUCUCAUUCAGGCUGUUUUCAGCUUGGCUAGCUAAUGUAGUUGCCAUCUGUAAUGAUUCAGCCUUGAUUGUUGCUUUUGCAGCUUCAAUAGCUUGGUUGAUAGCUAAAUCUGAAUUUUGAGCAGCUUGUAAUGCUAGAGAUGCUAAGUUUUGAUCAUUCUUUGAAGCAUCAAGUGUCAAUAUCAAGUUCUCAAGUAAAGACUUGAAAUCAUUCACGGGAGAGUCUUGGUCGACAAUCUGAUAUUGAACAUUUUGGUUAACCUGCUGGAUGUUAGCUGAAAUUGGACCAACCAAACUGUCGAUUUUAAUUUGAAUAUUUUCAAUAGAUUUUACAGCUUCUGAUGCAUCAAUUGAAUGUUCCUUAGCUUCAGUUGCAAGUUCAACAGCUUUCCUAGCUUGAUUGACUAUUCCUUGAUUUUCUUCAGCUUUUACUUUCAGCUGUUCUGAUUCUAUUUUCAAGAUUUGAAUGUUUUCUUUGUGUUUUUCAACUUCUAACUUUGCUGAUGCUGCUGUACUGUAAUUUGUAGAUAUUCUUGCUUUCUUAGCAGUUGACAGUGCAUCUCUGGCCUGCUUAGUCGUAUUAUUCUUUACAUUUGAGACUUCUGAAUUAGUUUUUUUGAUAGAAUCUGCAAGAUUGUCUAAACUUUGAUCAAUUUUUGACUUAUUUAUUUCAACACUCAAUGAUUUUAUAUCCUCAGAUGUUGAGCUUCCUAUUUUGAUUACAUCUUUCAGAACUUUAUUAACUUCAAGUGCUUCAGUGUAAGUUUGUUUGGCUACCAAAGCUGUGUCUUUCGUUACUUCAGCUAACAGUUUGGAUUGAUUUAAAGUUUCGUGAAUCUUUUCAAUUUCUGAUUUUAUAGCUUUGGCACUAGUUGUGUAAUCUUUAAGAUUUUUUAGUGCUUCUAUGACUUUUCUCGACUCUUUUGUUGUUUCUACUGCGUCGGUUGCGUUCUUUGCUUUUUCAGCUGCUGCUUGUGCAUUUUGCAGACUCUUUUGUGCUUGAUUAUUUGAAAAUUGUGCUUUGGAUGUCAAAUUUUGAGCUUUUUCAAGUUGUUCAUUCAAAAUUGUCAAUUUCUGUCGUUCCUCCUUCUCUCUUCUUGCUUUAGACUCUCCAAUUUCUUCCCUAGAUCUUAGUCCUUGUUCCACAGAUUCUUCAGUCUCUUUAGCCUCAAUCCUGAGCUUCUCAGUUUCUUUGCCUAUUUUUAUAGCAUCUUCUGCCAAACUUGAUAUGUUUGCUGCAAUUUCUGCAAGAAUUGACAUUUGUUCUGCUGCAAGAUUUGCAUUAUUAUCUGCUUUGUUAGCUUCUUGUUGUCUUGCAUUAUCAGCUUCAUCCUGUGCUGUCAUUGCUGCUUCAUGUGCUUUAUUAAAGUCAUCUUUAGCAUUUAUAGCUUUUUUAUUAAGAUUCUCGAAUGUAGUUUGAGCUUCUUUGGCAAUUCUAGUCAUUUCAGCUUCUGUUUCUUGUGAUUUUUUAUACUUUUCACUUUUUUGUUGAGAUUCGGCAUGCAAUUGGAAAGCUUGAUGCUGAAUUGACGCUGCAUUAAUUCUUACAACUUCACAUUCCGUUUUAGUAUCUUCGCUGAUCUUUUUACCUAUUUUAAUGCUGUUGAAAUCUUCUACAGCUUCUGAUUUUGCUGAUUUAGCAGCCUUAAGAAUCUCUUCUGAUUCUGUCAGAACAUCCUGUACAUCAAUAGCGGCUUUGUCAACUUCUGCUUUUACAUCAACUCCUUUUAAUGCUUUUCUAGCUUUGUCAAGCACAUGAUUAGCUAAAGAUAUAGCUGCAUUGACAUUUUUUUGAGUUUUUGUAAAGUUUAACUUGAUUUGCUCAAUUUUACUUCUUGUUGACUUGAUUUUAUCUUCUGAUUCGCUAACUUUUUGACCAGCUUUGUAGACCCUACUUUCCGUCUGAUUUGCUGUUCCUUGAGCUUUUAAAAUACUUUCUUGCAUUGACUUUGCAUCAUUCUGAGCAGCUUCGACAUCAGAAAGUGCCUUUGAAGCUUCAAGUUUGGCAUCUUUGACAUCUUGUUUGGCUUUAUUUAAAUUUAAUGUCAAAUUCUUCAAUUCGUCUUUUGCAAAAGUUGACUCUUCGUUUGCUUUAUUAGCUGCCUGCUUAGCUUGUUGUGCCUUAAUUUGUGCUCUUAUUGCUUCACUUUCCAAUUCGUAAAUAUCUCGUCGAGGACGUUUUGGAGCAUUUAUUGACCGAACUUGCAGAACAGAUAUAUUAAUUAUUUUUGAAUUUUCUCGAUCCUUUGCAUUUGAAGCUAUUCUGUAUGAUUCCAUGGCUGUCUCGAGUGCAUUUAAUAAAUUUCUUUGUGCAUCGUUAAUCGUUGUAUUUGCAGAAUUGACAUUAUUUCUUGCAAUAUUUGCGGUCGUUUGUGCAUGCUUUAUAUGGUCAUCUGCUCCUUUAAUCGACAUUUGUGCUUCUGAUGUAAUAUUUACAGCAAGUUGAACGUUAAGGAGGACAUUUUCAGCUUUCUCGAUUUCUCUUUCAACUCUGAUUCUCUCGCAGGACUCUUCGUUCUUGUCAUAAACGUAGUAGAAUGUAUCUUUGAUG
This is a messenger RNA of Chironomus riparius, 8626 nucleotides long. NCBI's taxonomy places the organism in Eukaryota, Metazoa, Arthropoda, Insecta, Diptera, Chironomidae. The record is from the annotation of a GenBank genome assembly.